CAAACUGGACUGGGGCUCCCGGGAUGUGCAGGUACCGCCGCGGUGAGCAUAGUGCCUGAGGAAAGUCGCACUCUAGGCGCUGCGUGCCCCGAACUACUGGCGCCGGGGGAGCGGCUCGGCGCAAAGGUCACUGGUGAUCUCUAGGAGGAGCCCAUGGCUGGGCAGGCUUCGGUGCCACCCUGUCACCCUUAAUCUGGAGCAUCAGCAUUCGGGACACGCCACCCUAAACCUAACUUCUCAGCAUGGGCGACGAGCACGACCUCCCUCCCGGUGCGGUGGACGUCUUCGAUGAGCGUCUCUACUUCGCCAUCCUCUGCGGCAAACCAAAGACCACUCCAAGUACACAUUAUUUCUCCAUCGACGAAGAGCUCCUGUAUGAAAACUUCUAUGCUGACUUUGGGCCUCUUAAUCUGGCCAUGCUGUACAAAUACUGCUGCAAGCUAAAUAAAAAAAUGAAGUCCUUCUCUCUGACAAAGAAGAAAAUCAUCCAUUACACCAGCAGUGACCAGAAGAAACAAGCCAACGCUGCCUUUUUAAUAGGAAGUUAUGCUAUAAUCUACUUGAAAAGGCUCCCAGAAGAAAUGCACAAAAUUUUGCAGAUGGGAAACGUGACUUACCUUCCUUUCAGGGACGCCUCGUUUGGUACCUGUAGUUUCCAUCUAACACUACUGGACUGUUUCCAUGCUGUACACAAGGCUUUGCAGUAUGAAUUCUUUGAUUUUAGGACCUUUGAUCUGGAGGAAUACCAGCACUAUGAGAGAGCUGAAAAUGGAGAUUUCAACUGGAUAAUUCCACAGAAAUUUCUAGCUUUCAGUGGCCCCCAUCAGAAAAGUAAAAUGGAAAAUGGAUACCCUCAUCAUGCUCCAGAAGCAUACUUCCCGUACUUCAGAGAACACCACGUUUCUACAAUUGUGCGCCUGAAUAAAAAGAUGUACGAAGCAAAGCGGUUUACAGAUGCCGGUUUUGAACAUCAUGAUCUAUUCUUUAUUGAUGGAAGUACCCCAAGUGACCCCAUAGUGAAGAAGUUCCUGAACAUCUGUGAAAAUGCAGAAGGCGCCAUAGCUGUACAUUGCAAAGCUGGUCUGGGGAGAACGGGUACGCUGAUAGCUUGUUACAUGAUGAAGCAUUAUAGAAUGACUGCUGCAGAAACCAUUGCCUGGAGCCGAAUAUGUAGACCUGGUUCUGUGAUUGGACCUCAGCAACAAUUCCUGGUUGACAAGCAAAUGAGUCUCUGGAACGAAGGCGACAUUUAUCGCAAAAAGAGGAAAGAGCAGGAAAAUGGCAACAAAGUAGCGGUAACAUUUAUUCUGUCUGGGGUGGAUGACAUUUCACUUCAUGACGAUCUGGACAAAGCCUCUGGCAAAGAAGACAUUGAACUGUACAGUGAUGACGAUGAGUCCAUUAGCGUGACACAGGGGGAUAAACUACGUGUCUUGAAAAGUAAGAGACAGACGAGGACAUCAUCUGCAGCUCCACUGUCAGUAAUUCUGCAGUCCAGUUUGCAGAAUCCCAGGUCAGAUUUAUCUGAGAGUUCAUGCAAUACAAAAAGGACAACCAGGUCUUCUACAGGAGGCAGCACACUGAGAGGCGUGAUUCCUGAGCGGAAGAAAAGGAUUGCUUUGCACCAAAUGCGCUUAAUGAAAUUAUGCCACACAGUCCCGCGGACUCGGACGGUGUUGCGGUAAAUAAAUCGUCAUUGGCUGGAACAGAAGAUUGCCUUUUCAGAAGGAUAUAAAGAAAUAUGGAGAAGAAUAUGGACUUCUCGAAGAAAAUGAAACCACAAUCUGCCUUCCAAAAAAAAAGAAACCAGAUCUUAAAUUAUGUUCUUCCAUUUUGCCUCCUCAUCAUCCGGAGAAGGAAGAAACCAGAUUAGUGGUUUAAAACACUGUAAAUUAUACAUUUGGUACCCAUUUUCUGUGGCAGUCCCAUGCAUGCAGCAGAUGAUGUGGCAUGUACACCGUGAUGGCAAUCAUUUCAUGAGAACUGAGCACUUCCAGGUGCUGUAGGACAUCUCCGUAAGAAUUCGUGCAGCACAUUCCAUUGUCUUUUCAGCCAACCAAUGAUGAAUCUCCUUGUUUUAAAAGGAGACUUUCCAUAUCUGUUAUCUGUUUUGUGUGAAUGUGUGUAUAUCUGAUGUAUAACUCGCAAUACCAAAGGGUUUCUCAGAAUCGCUGUGGAAGACAGAAGAUGGCUGGGCCAGGUCUCCUUACAGGAAUUCCAAUUAACUGGAAACUUUUAGUUCAUGUACAGUUUGAAAUUCUGAGCUAGUCUUCAAAGAAUGAGGAUCUUUUUAAAGAGAGACAGAAGUUUUUAUUCUUCCAGACGGAUGUUUUUUUUGUUUUUUUUUCAGCCAGCUUUACCCUUUUAUGGGGAAAGUAAUGUCCAAAAUGAAGUUUCAAAGGUUUUUGAACUGCAAAUUGUAAAAUAUGUUAAUGUUUGGGUUUUUUUUUUUGGAUUUAUUUUUACAUUAUGACUUUUACUUCUGUGGCAUGAGUCUAAGACAACUAUGCUUCAGAUAUGUGAGCUUUUAGAAAGAAUUACACUGUAUGGAUUCCAGUGAGUGUUGUCCCUUUAUAUCUAAUCAGAAGGUCUGAACACAAUAACAUUUUGUUCAGUCUCGUACAACUUUCCAAACCUACACAAAUACAAAAUUCCGUCCCUGAGAACGCUAUCGUUAGAGGGGCAGUCCCUAUUAUUCAGAUGCAGUUUUGCAUCCAUAUUGCAGAGGCAACCUCAGGAUCUGGGUGUUAAACUAACAAUAUGGAUACAGUAAUGACCAUGUAGAACAGCUUUGUGAAACAGCCUACAGGCCCUUAUACACAUUAGUGUAUUGUCAGCCGAGAACGACAGGUUUGGCUGACAGUCUAAUGUGAGUGGGGAGCUCUCAACUGUUCCCCCGAUAAAUGAUGUUGGGUAGAGAAGUGAAUAUUUUUCACCCAAUCCUUUUUGUUCUCCCUGAAGGUAAACCAUUGCCAAAAGUAUCUGGCAGCAGGCUUCUCUCCCCAUUGAAUACACAUUCAGCCAAGCCAACUGUUUAUGGGGGAGCUGGGAGGAAUGGCCGAAUGAUCAUUCUGCCAAAAGCUAAUGAAUGUGUAUGGCCCACUUGUAUAUUGAUCCAUGUAUACAUCACCUGUACGUAGAAAUGAUGGUAUGUGUAGUUGUCUCUACAGUGCAAUUUGCUGCCGAUUUAGCGCCAGUCCUUAAAAUCUUGAUUCAGGGACCACAUUUUUACACUGUGUAGAUUGAGCAGUUCUUAAACAUUUGAGGGAAGAUUUUUACACUGGUCUCUGAAAUCUCCUGCACUGCCGGAGGGUACAACUAAUUUAUGAUGAGGCACAGGCUGUAGAUUUCUGUCUUAAUUUGCACCUGAACAUAGGUGCAAAUGGAGGACUCGCUGGCCGCGCCGACUUCCCACCCUCUCCACGUCCCCUUUUUCAGAAAGUGGCAAAGGGCUGCGCAGAAACGCCACUUGCAACAAAAUUUGUCACCAGCGGCAUUUAUAAAGUCGCAAACACAAAUUCUAUGCCAAAAAGGUAUAGGGAUUAGAGAAGUCUCACCCUCUGUGUUCGAAAAGAUAAGCACUAAGGCCUCAUGCACACGGCCGUGUUCCGCAGCCGAGAGCGGACCGUGGAAACCCGCCUGGGAUUCCUGCUGACAGCAUGAGUGCAUGGCAUCAUUGGUUGCUAUGACGCCGUGCACUUUAUGCAGCCGCUGCUGUACAGUAAUACACGGCCGUGUGCAUGAGGCCAAAGGGUGAGAUUUAUAAUCUUCCUGGCGCCUGAAAAGUUGCAAACGUGUCAUAAAUUAAGUGCAUCCGCCAGCAUAACAGGGGAUAUCCAGAGCGGUGCAGAAAGCGCUGGCCUUGCCCCUUGAUAAUAAAUCCAUAAAACUUCUUCUUUAAUACCAAGGGCUCUUUAACACGAGCGGAUGCCGUGCAGGUAAUCCGCUGCGGGAAAGACAGCCAAGCCCCACUCCGGACAGCAGAGACAUGACUGAUA
Messenger RNA from Bufo gargarizans (Asiatic toad), 3998 nucleotides. RefSeq names its product cell division cycle 14B (gene CDC14B). The record is from RefSeq and is a predicted model, not a curated record. NCBI's taxonomy places the organism in Eukaryota, Metazoa, Chordata, Amphibia, Anura, Bufonidae. The coding region runs from base 243 to 1685 and encodes 480 amino acids. The transcript is spliced from 15 exons. Gene Ontology annotation, biological process: regulation of exit from mitosis; protein dephosphorylation; cilium assembly. Gene Ontology annotation, cellular component: mitotic spindle; nucleolus; centrosome. Gene Ontology annotation, molecular function: protein tyrosine/serine/threonine phosphatase activity; protein serine/threonine phosphatase activity.